AUCUCACAAUCCUUCAGUAUUCUCUUUUUCUCCCGGCACCUACCCCCCUGCCUUCGCUUUUGGUCUUCCCACCCUUUACUUAAUUCAUUUGCUGUUUACGAGAUAGAGGAACCAGCCCGAAAUGACGACUGCCGUUGCUGAGGCUCGACCCUCGCCGCACGAUGAGUCGACACCUCUCCUCAGGAAUAGCAACGACCCGACUCUAGAGUCGCAACCCCACCUAGGAAAUGGGCACACCAAUGCCCCCCCGCGUACCGACAAUCAGAAUGCAGCUAACGACCUCCCACAAGAACUCCCUUUUGCAAAACUUUGCAUUGUCCUGCUGGCAGCUUGGGUUGGCGUCUUCCUGGGCGCAGUCGACACUACCGUGAUAACUACUCUCCUAGCACCAAUUUCGACUUCAUUCUCUUCAUUCAAUUCUAUCUCCUGGAUAGCAACCGGGUACCUCAUCGCCAAUGCCGCUUUGCAACCGCUCUUUGGAAAAUUAACGGAUAUCUACGGACGCAAAUCUGUCCUUGUGCUGUGUAAUGUUCUUUUUGGCGUGGGAACAUUGAUGUGCGGGCUUGCGAAGGAUCAAUACACCAUGAUUAUUGGAAGAGUAAUAGCCGGUGCUGGCGGCGGUGGAUUAAUGACAAUUUGUUCCAUCAUAGCGACGGACUUGGUCCCCCUGCGGAGGCGCGGAGUCGCCCAGGGCGGUGGUAAUAUUGCGUACGGAGCAGGCGCAGCACUUGGUGGGGUCUACGGAGGGUUUAUCCAUGGUUGGAUUGGUUGGAGAUGGGCAUUCCUCCUACAAAUCCCGUUCAUAGCGAUUUCCGCUGCAUUGGUGUCAAUUUUCGUGAAUAUUCCCGUGAAGAAGACCGAAGAAGCAAGGUAUCGAAGGAUUGAUUACCUUGGUUCGGGCACGUUGCUGUGUUCUCUGGUUACCCUCUUGCUAGCGUUGAAUACAGGCGGGAAUACGCUGCCAUGGACCCACCCCCUUGUGAUGACAUGUCUACCCUUGAGCGCGGUUUUUCUAGGGGCUUUCUCCAUGGUCGAGUUGUGGUAUGCAAAUGAGCCUGUCAUCCCGGUUAGACUGUUGGGGAAUAGAACUGUGUUGGCGGUUUGCUUUGCAAAUUGGUUUAUGGUGAUGAGCGUUUUUGCAGUUGUGCGUCGGCGCCUACCCACCGAGACACACACAAAGCUAAUGAUAUUGUCCAACAGUACUUUUACACUCCAAUAUACUUUAUCCUCCGCGGUUACUCCACUGCCCAGGCCGGCCUCCGCCUAGCACCCUUCGCCAUCGGCAUCUCAAUCGGAAGCCUAGGGGCAGGCCUCAUCAUAAAUGCCACGGGAAAAUACUACAUCCUCGGCCAAACCGUCAUGCUAACAUUCGUCCUGGGAGUGCUCUCGAUCUGUGCAUUCAGCCUGACAACCCCGCUCUUCCCACAAUUCUUCAACCUUUUCAUGGUCGGCUCCGGUUACGGCGGAACACUAACCGUCGCUCUACUAGCGCUAAUCUCCUCGGUAGACCACAGCGAACAAGCCGUCAUUACAUCUGCCAACUAUGCAUUCCGUUCCACGGGUAGCACAAUUGGUACGACUAUUAGUAGUUCCAUCUUCCAGAAUGUGUUGGUGAGGCAAUUGCGCGCGCACUUGGGGAGUGGGGAGGAUGCGGAAGCGAUUAUCCGGAGGCUGAGGGAGAGGUUCGAUGAAUUUGACAAGUUGUCCGAGGUGUGGAAGGGGAAGGCUGCGCUGGCAUAUAUGGAUGCGCUGCACGCGGUCUUCUGGACGGCACUUGGACUGGGUGUUUUGGCGUUUGUGUGUUAUACGCAAGUGAGGGAGCACAAACUGCACAAGACGUUGGAUCGGAAGUAGGGGGUCUACAGGGGAAGGCGCGGAGGGGGUAAGAAAGAUGGGAAGAGCGCGGGACAUAGUGAGAAGUCUGAAAGGGGUGGAAGCGAAGGAGAGAGGUUAUGAGACGAGAAGCGUGACCAUAUAUCGCCGGACGUACUGUAUGCACCGGUAUGAUACUCUCCAUAUUAUAGCAUAGCCCUUUCAACGAAUGUACUCCAAAAAAAAAUUACCAUACCCACACCCACUCUAAAUUGGCAUAGCAGUAAACAAAAGAAAACAAAAAAACGUCACAACCCUCUUCCAGACACCGAAAGCCACCCACUUGCUGACCACGGAUCUUUGCCACUGCCCCACACCUUUUCUCAGCCCCGUUUAAAAGUCAAGGAAACGCUGUUAACACAAUGCCUCUCAUCUGCCGCGCCGCCGAAGCCCUCCCCUUUAAACACAUGUCCCAAAUGGCCGCCACAAUUGGUGCAGAUAAUCUCCGUCCUGUGCAUGCCCAAGCUCCCAUCCUCGCGCCGACCAAUGGCGCCCGACACGCCCUCGAAGAAGGCCGGCCACCCGCACCCGCUGUCGAACUUGCUGGUGCUCUUGUACAGCGGCGCGCUGCAGCCCACGCAAGUGUAGACCCCGGGGGAGCUGUGGUGGUGGUAGGUCCCACUGUUGGGUGGUUCGGUGCCGCGUCCGCGGAGGAUGCGGAAUUGCUCUGGGGA
Messenger RNA from Tuber aestivum (summer truffle), 2546 nucleotides. The record is from the annotation of a GenBank genome assembly. Lineage: Eukaryota; Fungi; Ascomycota; Pezizomycetes; Pezizales; Tuberaceae.